AUGAAAACCUUAUUUAAAUCUCGAUUACCCCGCAGCUUAACAAACACAGCUGCUUCAUCGCCAAAUUCUCUAGGGGGGGGGGGGGGGAGAUCAGCUAUAUACAGACAUACCUUUAGGCACUACAAAACUCACAUUUUUUAUAACCACAUAGCAGUACGGUUUCAGAGAGCGUUCCAGAAUUUUAAGCAGUUUUUAAUAGAAGUGUGUCCUUUGAAUCACAAGCAUGCUCAGUACGGUUGCGGAAACGACUAA
Messenger RNA from Acanthoscelides obtectus, 252 nucleotides. Lineage: Eukaryota; Metazoa; Arthropoda; Insecta; Coleoptera; Chrysomelidae. The record is from the annotation of a GenBank genome assembly.